UUCAAACUCUUUCAUGCUAAUUUUUUCCUUUUAGGUUAGACGAUGUGCCACUGAGAGGCUUAAAGUUUCUGUCCCAGUCCACUGACUCUCUCCAUCAAGGGACCAAAGUCAAUGCCUCGACUGAGUCACUCACUGAUGAAGGUACUGAGAUGAUGGACAGUCAGCUGAUGGGAGAGUUUGAGUUUGACGUUAAAGAUCUGGAAGCUGAUUCUUGGAGCGGCACGGUGGAUAAGAAGUUCUUGAAAGCACUGAAGAAAGAUGAAAUCAAGAGACAAGACGUCAUCUAUGAGUUGUACCAGACAGAGUUCCACCAUGUGAGGACACUGAAGAUCAUGUCUGAAGUAUACUAUAAAGGCCUGCAGAAGGAGCUGCAGCUUGACACUCACACUCUGGACAAGAUUUUCCCUGUUUUGGACAAUCUGUUGGACAUGCACACACAUUUCCUCACCCUGCUCCUGGAAAGAAAAAGAGCUUCAUCAGCUGAGGGACAAAACAAUAACAGCUUCCUCAUCUGUAGCAUCGGGGAUGUCCUUGUCAACAAGUUGAGUUUGAGGAAGUUGGCAUGCAUCCAUGAUGGUGGUUUUGGAUUUAGUGGAGAUGUAGAGCUGGACGUCAUCAGCAUAACAGUGGAAGCGGAGACCAUGACGGCGUAUGAGGUUACCAAUGGGGAGAAUGUACAGGAUGAACAGGAGGGGGCCAAGCACUGA
Morone saxatilis (striped sea-bass) is the source of this 707-nucleotide messenger RNA. RefSeq names its product rho guanine nucleotide exchange factor 2-like. Gene Ontology annotation, molecular function: MAP kinase scaffold activity; guanyl-nucleotide exchange factor activity. The record is from RefSeq and is a predicted model, not a curated record. The transcript is spliced from 5 exons. Gene Ontology annotation, biological process: adrenergic receptor signaling pathway; regulation of Rho protein signal transduction; positive regulation of canonical NF-kappaB signal transduction. Lineage: Eukaryota; Metazoa; Chordata; Actinopteri; Moronidae. The coding region runs from base 150 to 707 and encodes 185 amino acids. Gene Ontology annotation, cellular component: actin cytoskeleton; membrane.